This is a messenger RNA of Apis cerana (Asiatic honeybee), 2443 nucleotides long. It is a transcript of the gene O-fut1, whose product is annotated as O-fucosyltransferase 1. Gene Ontology annotation, molecular function: peptide-O-fucosyltransferase activity. Gene Ontology annotation, biological process: Notch signaling pathway; protein O-linked glycosylation via fucose. The record is from RefSeq and is a predicted model, not a curated record. NCBI's taxonomy places the organism in Eukaryota, Metazoa, Arthropoda, Insecta, Hymenoptera, Apidae.
UAAACUAUGUUUUUAUUUAAUUUUAUCCUACUUAUUAUUUUUUGAAACUUUGGUUUGAAUUAAUUUUAAUAUUAUGAUUAAUUAAAUAUAAUUUUAAAUCAAUAUAUAAUUUAAAUUAAUAUUAAUAUAUAUUUUUUAUUAAUAUAUUACAUGCAUAUUUUUAAUUUUAAUAUUAUAUCCUUUAAUCAUUAUAUCCUUAAAUUUAAUCUUAAAGUAUUUAAAUAAUUAGAUUUUAUAUACAGAGUAUUUGAAAAAUAUUGGAAUAUUCAUAAACUACAGAGAUAAUUUCAAGCAAUAUUUUUUUUUUCUUAUAUGGUUUUGUUAAUUAUUACAAAAAAUUGAUCAAUCAUAGAACACAUAGUUUAAUUAAGUUGUAAUAAUAACGCUAACUACAUGCUGUUAAUAUAACAAAUAUUCUUUUAUAAAAAAUUAUAUUGAAUUAUAUCAUAAACAAUGAAUAAAUAAAUAAAUAUAAUAUUUAAUAUACUUUCAAAAUAUGUUAGACUCAUUCCUAUUUAUCGAUGACACAUAACUAAUACUACUGUCAUUUAAAGAGGCUACAUGCUUCGUGAUUGGCCAAUAUUUUUUUGUUAAUAAUUCAUUAAUAAAGUCGUAAGAAAAGUUUUUGCAAAGGAAAAUGUUGCUUAAAAUUACUUCAAGAAUCUCCAGUUUAUAGAUGUUCCAACAUUUCUGAUGUGUAUAUAAAUUUCUGUAUAAUUUCUACACAUUAAAAAUUAAGAUAUAUAUAAUUUAAAAAAAAAUGCUAAAAAUGUGUUUGACAUUUUAUGAUUGCGCGCCAAAAGCAAAACAGACAAAAAAAAAACAAAUGGUGGAAGAAAAAUAGAAAUCAUUUUAUUUAAUUCCAAUUAUAAAAAUCUAAUAACACAAAAAAGCAUAUAUAUGUAUAUAUGCUAUAUAUAUAUAUAUAUAUAUAUAAAAUAUCUUAUCCAUGAUUCUAUUAAAUAUUAGGUUUUAUGAUAAAAUUAAUAUUAAGACACAUGUAAUGUUUCUAUUUUAUUAUUGUUUCAUACAUGAUUUUGUAAACUCUUCUAUGUUUGCAGUAAUCAAUGCACGUAUCCAUAGUAAUAGUGGAUAUGUAUAAGAACUAAAGUAAUUAAUUGAAUUGUACUUUUAAUUUAUAACAUUUUAAUUAACAAAUUAUUUAUAAUUAAAUAGAAUAAAUAAAAAAAAUUCUAUUGAAAUGUUCAGUAUUAUUUUCAUUUUACUAUUAACCAAAUUUUAUAGCACAUAUUGUGAAGAUUUUGAUAUUGAUACAAAUGGAUAUAUUGUUUAUUGUCCUUGUAUGGGACGAUUUGGAAAUCAAGCAGAUCAUUUUUUAGGCGCUUUAGGAUUUGCAAAAGCGCUAAAUCGUACUUUAGUUUUACCACCAUGGGUUGAAUACAGAACUGGAGAAACUAGAUCUAUACAAGUCCCAUUUGACACAUAUUUUAAUGUUUCACAAGUUCAAUACUAUCAUAAAGCAUUAUUAAUGGAAGAUUUUAUACAAGAUAUUGCACCAAGAAUAUGGCAGCCUAAGGAAAGAGUAUCUUUCUGUUAUUCUGCACGUGGAAAAGGAGAUUCAUGUAAUGCUAAAGAUGGAAAUCCAUUUGGUCCAUUUUGGGAUACAUAUAAUAUAGAUUUUGUUAAGUCAGAAUUUUAUGGUCCUCUUCAUUAUGAUGUUUAUCAUACAGAUAUGGCAAUACAAUGGAAAAAACAAUAUCCUGCUUUACAUUGGCCAGUAUUAGCAUUUACAGGUGCACCUGCAAGUUUUCCUGUUCAAUUAGAAAAUAAGAGAUUACAUAAAUAUGUGGAAUGGAAUAUAGAUAUGUUGAAUAAAGCAAAAACAUUUAUAAAACAAAAAUUACCAAAAGGAGCAUUCAUAGGAAUUCAUUUACGUAAUGGAAUUGAUUGGGUUCGUGCUUGUGAAUUUAUAUCCAGCACACCAAAUCUUUUUGCUGCUCCACAAUGUCUUGGAUAUCGAAAUGAACGUGGUAAAGCAACUUCUGCUAUGUGUUUACCAUCAUUUGAUUUAAUAGUGCGUCAUCUAAAACGAGUUAUUCGGAAUGGUAGUAAUGUCAAAUCAGUAUUUGUAGCUUCUGAUAAUAAUUAUAUGAUUGAAGAACUUACUAAAGCCUUAGCACGAAUGGAAGUUCCAGUUUUUAAACAAGAUCCACCAGCAUCACCUCACUUAGAUUUAACUAUUCUUGGAAGAGCAAAUUAUUUUAUAGGAAAUUGUAUAUCUUCCUUCUCAGCUUUUGUUGCAAGAGAAAGAGAAAUUAAAGGAUAUCCUACAUUUUUUUGGGGUUUCCCCUCAGAAAAAUCUUCAUCUUAUGUUAUACAUGAAGAAUUGUAAAGUAAUUUUUAAUUACUUUCAUUAAUUCCUAUACACUCCAUUUUUAUUUAUUUAUUCAACAAUAAUAAAAUUUUAAAUGAUUUAUUUAAA